Colletotrichum orchidophilum is the source of this 1557-nucleotide messenger RNA. Its product is annotated as major facilitator superfamily transporter. Gene Ontology annotation, cellular component: membrane. Gene Ontology annotation, biological process: transmembrane transport. Bases 1 to 1557 code for a protein of 518 amino acids. Lineage: Eukaryota; Fungi; Ascomycota; Sordariomycetes; Glomerellales; Glomerellaceae. The record is from RefSeq and is a predicted model, not a curated record. The transcript has 7 exons. Gene Ontology annotation, molecular function: transmembrane transporter activity.
AUGGACUCCUCGUUUGCGCUGCGUCACGAGAAACUCGAGGUUUCGGAGCUAGAAAAUGGGGAACGGGAGCCUACGACAAAGAAGGGGGAGAUUGAGCGAAUCGAUGCCAUAGCCACGGCUCAGGGCACAACACUAGCUUCCUUCGCGCACCUGGAUGAGAAGAAGAUUCUGAGAAAAAUGGACAUUCGACUCAUCCCGAUGCUAGCCUUGCUCUAUCUACUCUCAUUCCUGGACCGUGGAAAUAUCGGAAAUGCCAAGAUUGAAGGCCUCCAGGAAGAUUUGGGAAUGACUGCGGAUCAGUACAACUGGUGCCUUACCGUCUUCUUCUUCACCUACGCCGCGUUCGAGGUCCCGAGCAACCUGCUGCUGAAGAAGCUCCGCCCGAGCGUGUGGCUACCCACCAUAAUGGUUGCGUGGGGCAUCGUUAUGACCUUGAUGGGGAUUGUGCGAAACUAUCAUGGCUUGUUGAUAGCCCGCAUCUUUCUGGGAGUGACAGAGGCCGGACUGUUCCCUGGCGUUGCAUACUACUUAACCAUGUGGUAUUGUCGGCAUGAGAUCCAGCUCCGCCAAGCCAUGUUCUUCUCGGCCGCUUCCAUCGCCGGUGCUUUCAGCGGCCUUCUCGCGUUUGCAAUUUCCAAGAUGGACGGCAUUGGCGGGCUGGAGGGAUGGCGCUGGAUUUUCAUCCUCGAGGGCAUCGUGACCGUCCUCGUGGCCGUACUAGCCUUCUUCGCCCUCCACGACUUCCCCGAGACCGCCAAGUUCUUGACCGAAGAGGAGCGAGCAUUUAUCGUGUUCCGACUCAAGUACCAGGGCCAGGUACAGGGAAAGCAGGAGAACCGCGUGCAAGUCGCCGAAGCGGAGGAGUUCAAGUGGAAAUACGUCUGGGACGCGUUUACCGACUGGCAAAUCUGGAUCAACAUCUUUGUUUACUGGGGUGUUGUGUGCCCUCUGUACGGAAUCAGCCUCUUCCUCCCGACCAUCAUCCGCAACCUGAACUACACGUCCAGCACGGCGCAACUGAUGACCGUCCCGAUCUACAUCACUGCUGCAAUCCUUGCAGUCCUUGUGGCCUAUCUAUCGGACCGGGUGGGGAAGCGAAGCCCGUUCAUCAUUGGAUUCUUCUGCCUGAUGAUUGUGGGAUUCUCAAUGUGCAUAUCCAGCUCCAACCCGAAAGUAGUCUACGGAGGUGUUUUCAUCGCUGCUUGUGCCAUCUAUCCCGCCUUUCCAGGAGUCAUCAGCUGGCUCUCCAACAAUCUGGCCGGAAGCUACAAGCGCAGCGCAGGCAUGGCACUCCAAAUCGGCGUGGGGAAUCUUGGUGGAGCCAUGGCAUCAAACUUCUACCGCCAAAAAGAUGGUCCACGGUACAUCCUGGGCCACGGACUCGAGCUCGGGUUCAUAUCGGUUGGCAUUAUUGCAGCGUUGAUUCUCAUUUUCAGCUACAUUGGCAUCAACAAAAAGCGUGAUCGAAAGAUGGCAGCUGGAGAAGACAAUAGAUUCACAGCAGAAGAGCUGUCGGGACAGGGUGACCGAGCGAUAACCUUCCGCUACAUGUGGUAG